Molecule: messenger RNA, 2940 nt
Organism: Plasmodium gaboni
Lineage: Eukaryota; Apicomplexa; Aconoidasida; Haemosporida; Plasmodiidae
Product: conserved protein, unknown function
Exons: 1
Coding region: 1-2940 (979 amino acids)
Biological process (GO): mRNA splicing, via spliceosome
Cellular component (GO): intracellular anatomical structure; spliceosomal complex
Molecular function (GO): RNA binding
Source: RefSeq, a predicted model, not a curated record
AUGAAAUCUUAUAGUAUAUACAAUAAGGAACAAAAGAAAGAAUUAUUUGAAAAUUUUAAAAAUGAGAUAAUAAAUUUAUUAGGUGUUCAUAACAUAUUUUUUCUAACUGGUAAGUUGGAAUUUGAGGAAGUGAUAAAAUUAAUUUUUAUUUUAUAUGAAAAGAAAAUACACACAUUAAAUGAGAAAUCAAAAUUUUGUUUAUGUUUUUCGGAUGAUAUAUUUAUUAACUGUUGUUAUGAAUUGAGUAAAAAUAAUUUGAGUGAUUUUUUUUUAUUCCCUUAUGUAGAUAAAAAUGAUAAGGAAUAUAUAAAUAAAAAGGAUGAAUAUGAAAAGGAAGAAAAAAAAUACAAAGAUAUACAACAAUAUGAUGAAGAUUUAUAUUAUGAAAAAAUCAAUACUUGUAAAAAUGAUAACAAAAUUGUAGUUAUAGAAGAAACAAAAUUAUUAGAAAAAAUUUUAUUAGACCCAUUAUUAAUACAAUAUAAUAUAAUUAUCUUAACAAAUAUUUAUAAAAGACAUUCUAAAACUGAUUUAAUAUUAUCUUUAUUAAAAAAAAUUAUUUUAAAGAGAAAUGAUUUAUAUUUAUUUCUCUUUUCUGACUAUUUUAGUGAACAAGUAUUACACUUUUUUAUUUCAUAUAAUGAUAAUGUAUGCAGCUGGAAAAAAAAGAACAACUCAUUGUGUGAUGAUGAUAAUGAACCUGUUGACAAUGAUUAUGUGAAGGAAAAAAAAGAUGUAGAAGGACCAAAAAAAAUUACACAAAAGGGAGAUAAUCAAGGUAAUGAAUGUAAUAUAAAAAGUAAUAUCAAUUUUGUUUAUAAAGACCAAGUGAAUAUUAAAAGGGUCAGUAAUAAUAUAUAUGAUGAAGAAGAAAGUUAUGAUUAUAAUAAAAAAUAUAGUACUAAUCUUUCUUAUGAUGAAAAAUGUUAUAAGUAUAAAAAUGAAUUAAAUGACCAUGUAAAGAAUAAAUUUUAUAAUAACAAGGAACAUAUUUAUAAAAAAGAUCAACAUAAUAAUAGGAAAAACAGAUAUUCAGUAGAAGAAAAAAAAAAAAAAAAAAAAAAAGAAAAGGAUAUGAAUUCGUAUGAAUUAGCAUAUGGAGAAAACAUAUCAAAUAUGGAAUUAAAGGAUAUUAUGAAGAAAGGGUCAGGAAAAAAGAAAUGUGCUUUUAAAAGAAACAACAUAUUAUCGAGUGAUGAACAUACAAUAAGUGAUCAUAAUGAAAGUAGGAAUAGUACACAUGAUAAUAAAAUGAAAGUAAUAAAUAGUUUAUUUGAAAAUACAUCUAUGCAUUCCUUGGCAAAUAACAAUUUGAAAGUUGAACCAGAAUCUUUAGGACAACAAAAUAUAUUUCUGAAUGAUGAAGAAAAGAAAAAAAAUAAGGAAAAGGAGAUAUGUGAAAAAGAAAAUGAAUGGAAAAGGCUUAUCAACAUGAUAAACAAAAUUAAUAAUAAUAAUAAUAAUAAUAGUAAUAAUAAUAGUAAUAAUAAUGUAAGUGUUUAUAUUUUUCAUAUAAACCAUCAUGUACAUACUAAUAUUAAGGAUGAUGAUAAAAAUGCAGAUAAAAAAUUUAUUAAUUCAUAUGCUCAAAAGACAGAUAAUAAAAAAAUAUAUUAUUUAAAAGAGCGUUGCUCAAAUUACAUAGAAACUAGCAUUAAACUUAUUAAAAAAUUAUUUGAAAAAAAUAAACGUAAUGAAAAUAUUUUAAUAUUUUUAAAUAAUGAAUACGAAAUUGACGUAGUUCGAAAUGGAUUAUUAAAUAAAGGUAUAGAUAGUAAGUAUAUACUUAUAAUAUAUGAUAUAAAUAAUAUGAAUGAUGAAUUUAGUAACAGCGAAUUAAAGAAUAAAAUUAUUCUUUUAAGAGAUUUGAUAUUAUAUUAUAAAAAGAUAAAAAAUAUAAAUUAUAUAAUAGAUACUUGUUAUAUGAGAGAUGAAAUUUACAAUUAUGAUAUGAAUAUAACAAAUAGAUAUACUAUAUUAUGUAAUAAAACAAAAUGUGAAGAAAGAGCAUAUAUAAGUACAGAUUCUAUUUGUUUUAGACUUAUAACGAUAGAUGAUUAUAAUAAUUUAUUGAAUGAUAUACCAUUACCUGAAAUAUUAAGAAAGGAUAUAUUUUAUAAUAUUUUUUUUUUGAAAUUUUUAGGAAUUCAAAAUUUGUGUUCCUUUGAUUUUGUUACAGCUCCUUCUUUAAAAUCUUUAAAAAAAUGUUUCGAAUUAUUUUAUAUUUUAAAAUUAAUGGAUAUUAAUGGAAAUAUAAUAAUAGAUAAGAAGAAAGGUCUUUUAAUUUGUUCUUUACCUUUAAAAUUUCGUUAUAGUAUUUUUUUAAUAAAUAGUAUAGAAUAUAAUUGUUUAUAUGAAGUAUGUGUAAUUAUUAGUAUGUUAAUAAAUGAACCAUUAUUUUUAUUUAAUCAUAAAAAUUUAGAAAAGGUAAGAACAAUGAGAUUGUCUUUAAUGGCUGAAGAAAGUGAUUUAUUAAGUUAUUAUAAUAUAUUUCAAAAUUUUUUAAGUGUUAAAAAUAAAAAAGAUUUCUGUCAUAGUCAUUUUUUAGUAUAUAAAUCUCUAAAGAAAGCUCUUCAUUUUUUUAAUAGAUUAAAAUAUAUAUUAAAACGUUUUGGUAUAUCUAUGAAACCAUCAGGAAAUAUAAAAAAUAUAUUUAAAGCAGUAAUAGCAUCAUUUUAUUAUAACGUUUCAAAAAUUAAAAAUUCAUAUGAAUAUGAAUUAUUAAAUCAGACAAACCGUGGUCAUUUAUUUUCUAUUGAUCCUUUAUCUAUAAUAAAUGAGAUAAAUUAUAUGAAGAGAAAAUUUAUUGUCUAUACUGAUGCUUAUACAAAUAAUUCUUCUAAAUUUUUCAUGAAGAACGUAACUGCAAUAGAUCCUAGUUGGUUAGUUGAGGUAUAUCCCUCGUAUUUUUUGAAUAAACACGCGCAAAAAGAAAUAUAG